Molecule: messenger RNA, 1068 nt
Organism: Pecten maximus
Lineage: Eukaryota; Metazoa; Mollusca; Bivalvia; Pectinida; Pectinidae
Exons: 9
Coding region: 124-1068 (314 amino acids)
Molecular function (GO): DNA binding
Source: RefSeq, a predicted model, not a curated record
GUUAACACUUCAAGCAGAACACGGGAUGUAGAAUGUAUGAGUGCCGAUGCAAUAAGUUGAGUGGGAACUCUUUUCAAAAGAGGCGGUUAAAUCUAGAUCCUGCAUCCCCAAUCGUUAUCCAAAAUGGCGCUGCAAGACGGAAAGAGAAUACGAACUGUAAUCAGCAACGAUGAAAGGAAAUUGUUGGAUGUCUUUUAUGAAAGGGGAAUGACCUCAAAAGGCCACAAAUGCAAACAGAUGUGGUCUGAAGCAGCCCAGUCCACAGGACUGCAUAUAGAUGUUGUCAAGGAGUGGAUAGGAAAUCGCAGGAGGAGAGAAAACCUACCUUCCAAGAAACAAGAAAUCAAAAAGAAACACUACGCAAGAGGAAUUUCUGCGUUUAAUGCCUUUGUUUCUGAACAUAAAGACCAAUUAGGGAGUCUUGGAGGUGAAUGGGCGUCUGCUUGGAAUGGAAAAAGCCAAGAAGAGAAGGAAAGUUAUCGACAGAAGGCUAUAAAAUUAAACCAAGAAUCGAAUGGACCUCAGAAGACAAAGCGACAGCUUCUUAACAGCAUACACACUGAUAUGCUGCAGUUGGCUAGACAUGGUGUCACUAUGGCAUGCCUUGGAGUUGACGGUAUUGACCAAUCCACAAUCUUCAUUGGCAGUGGGAAGGCAGAGCAGUAUUUCCAGGAUAAAAAUGACAUUUUGGAAAAACUACACAGAUUCUGUGUUGAAGAUACUCCAGUGUUAUCUGUCGAGCAGGAAAAUACAAAGUCUUUGCGAAAAAGGGCAAUGGAGCAUUUAAACAGUUUGUUUGGAAGUGCUGUUGGACACCCUCAUCCAUUUCCAUACAAGCGUGUAUUUGCUGGGGAGGUUGUGGUAAAGGGACUGCCAGAAGAGAUACUACCAUUAAGGUUUAUGUCCCAUUACGGGGAACAGAAACUUAAAGCAGUCUUGGCCUGUGCAAAAAUUGAAGUUUCGUUUCCAUCAGAAACUAAUAUUGGUGAGCCAGGAACAUCAGCAUCAGAUGCAAUUGAGGAAGAAAUUGGUGAGAAUGAAAACACCUUUAGUGUGAUAGCAGUCUGA